AAAUAUCAAAAGAAACGCUAUAAUCAAAUAAAAAAAACUUCAAAGUAAUAAUAUUCAGUUAUUGGUAAAACUGUAUUAGUAUAAAAUUGUUAGUCUUGUAAUUUGGAGGUAUAUGGUACGUAGUAGUAACUUGUAAGAUUUGGUUUUCUUGUAUAUUGCUUCCUCAAAAUAUGAAGCUAUUUUAUAUGAACAAUAUUAGUGUUUUAUUAAUCGCUAGUAAAGAAACUAAGAAAGAAAUGUGGGGUGUUGCAUUGAGUGUUGUUAUAGCUUUACUGGUCAUCAAGAUCAGUGUCUGGCUCUACAGAUGGGCUAACCCUUACUGCUCCGGCAAGCUACCCCCGGGUUCAAUGGGGUUUCCGGUGAUAGGAGAAACCGUUGAGUUCUUCAAACCUUACAGUUUCAACGAAGUCCCUCCAUUUGUCCAGAAAAGAAUGUCAAAGUACGGUGGUGGCUCGUUGUUCCGGACAAAUAUUCUCGGCUCUAAAACGAUUGUUUCUACAGACCCGGAAGUGAAUUUUGAGAUUCUCAAACAAGACAACAUGUGUUUCGUCAUGAGUUAUCCAGAAGCUCUUGUUAGAAUCUUUGGGAAAGAUAACUUGUUCUUCAAGCAAGGCAAGGACUUCCACAGGUACAUGAGACAGAUUGCUCUGCAGCUUCUUGGUCCUGAGUGUUUGAAGCAAAGAUUUAUACAAAAAUUAGACCAAGCAACACGCGAGCAUCUCAAAGCUGUCUCCUUCCAAGGCGUCUUAGACGUCAAAGAUACUGUUGGAAGAUUGAUAUUGGAACAAAUGGUCCAGAUGAUCAUAAGUGACAUCAAACUUGAGACUAAGAGCAAACUUAUUGAAAACUUUCGAGAUUUCAGCUUUGAUUUGGUUAGGUCCCCUUUUGAUCUUUCUUUUUGGAACGCUCUUUACAAUGGUGUUAUGGCACGCAGAAAUGUGAUGAAGAUGAUAAAAAGAAUGUUCAAAGAGAGAAGAGAAGAAGCAACAUCGAAUGAUUUAAAAUAUGGAGACUUCAUGGAGACAAUGAUAAAUGAAGUGGAGAAAGAGGACGAUACGGUGAACGAAGAAAGAUCUGUAGAGCUAAUAUUAAGUUUACUGCUUGCGUCUUAUGAAACUACUUCUACUAUGACUGCAAUAACUGUGAAAUUCAUAGCUGAAAACCCCAAGGUGCUUAUGGAGUUAAAGAGAGAGCAUGAGACCAUCCUCCAAAACAGAAUUGAUAAAGAGUCUGGAGUUACUUGGAAAGAAUACAGAUCCAUGAUGAUUUUUACGCAUAUGGUUAUCAAUGAGUCUCUUCGUUUAGGAAGUUUGUCACCUGCUAUGUUCAGAAAGGCGGUGAGUGAUGUGGAGAUCAAAGGGUAUACAAUUCCAGCAGGAUGGAUUUUACUGGUUAUUCCAUCUCUUCUUCAUUAUGACCCUCAAAUCUAUGAACAACCAUGCGAGUUUAAUCCAUGGAGAUGGGAGGGGAAAGAAUUGCUUUCUGGCUCUAAAACGUUCAUGGCCUUUGGAGGUGGUUCAAGACUCUGUGCAGGAGCAGAGUUUGCUAGGCUUCAGAUGGCUAUAUAUCUUCACCACCUAGUCACAACGUAUGACUUCUCUUUGAUCGAGAAAUCUGAUAUCAUUCGAGCACCCUUACUUCGAUUUUCCAAGCCGAUACGUAUAAGUAUCUCCAAAAAUCCCUAAAAUUCUGUCUCAUUACUGUUCAACUCUCUUUUUUUAGUGUUGUGUUACUUGUGGAUACAUAUCUCACUAUUGGUAAAACAACUGAUGUAAGAAGAAACUAAUCUUCUCUCAGUUAGAAAAAUUACAACAGUAAUGUUCAUCCUCCUCUGCCUC
Messenger RNA from Camelina sativa (false flax), 1838 nucleotides. Its product is annotated as cytochrome P450 708A2-like. NCBI's taxonomy places the organism in Eukaryota, Viridiplantae, Streptophyta, Magnoliopsida, Brassicales, Brassicaceae. Gene Ontology annotation, biological process: brassinosteroid homeostasis; multicellular organism development; sterol metabolic process. The record is from RefSeq and is a predicted model, not a curated record. Gene Ontology annotation, molecular function: heme binding; monooxygenase activity; iron ion binding.